UUACUCUUUAAAAUAUCACCAGAUUCUUUCUUACUUUUCUGGCUGGCCUCAGUUGUCUAAAUUCUCAGUCUGCUAUUUGAAUUCCCUUUUUUAGCUAAAAAUAAAUGGGGAUGAUUGAGCCUGAAACUUUGCACGUCAAAUGUUAAUGGGGGCUGGUUCAACUGCUUAAGUUCUGUCUCCAUGUGCUGCUCAUUGUCUCCAUUUGGUUUCCUUUCUCCAAUCUUUUUCCCCAGGGCCAGCUCAUUAACUUUGAGAAGAGGCGCAAGGAAGCAGCCAUCCUCUCCUGCAUCCGUCACCUGCAACAGUCCUGCCAGGGAUACAACCUUCGCCUGAAUCCAUCCUUCCACUUGGCCUUCCAUCACCAGCGGCAGCUCACCGAAGACCAGAGCUACUACAUUUCUUGUAUGAUAGAGCCACCAGCCGACUCCUGUCCCAACUCACCAAAGCUGCAUCACGGCCUGACCAAACGCUUCAGCUCACUCCGCUUGAGCUCAGAACCAUCUGCAACUCCUUCUGGGCCUGAAAAGACUGGAAUGAUGCCAUUGGGUUCCUCUAGUAGCCUUAACUCUGAAGAUGGAUCCAGUGUCCCUUGCUCCCCAACAGGGGUCUCCCCUGGCCUCAAGAUCACUAGCCAGGAUAAGACCACAGCUGUGAUACAGCGGGCGUUGCAGAAGCACAAACUGGAAGAGGACUCACCAUGCAACUACCAACUUCUCCAACUUCUGGGGGAUGGCCAAGAGCUGCUGAUUCCCGAAAGUGCAAAUGUUUUCUAUGCCAUGAAUCCUGCUGGGCCCCAUGACUUCUUCCUGCUCCAGAAAAAGGGACUCACCAGUGAACCACACUUGAGGAUGAAGCCUGGGAGCAAAGCUGCUCUUUGCCGCAUUCCCUCCCUCAAAGAUUUUGACACCGGUGCCCUUGCUGCCAGUUCAUGCUUCAUAUUUUCACAUAGUGCACCAAAUAGCCCAGUUUCCCUUUCUCCACCAUCCGCGGCUGAGGAUCCAUACUUUAGAACAUGCCUUUCAACAUACCCUUUUCCAGCUCCUUUCUCCUGGUUCCUGGAAAACCAGUCAGCAAUAGCCACACCUGAUUCUCCUCCUCCCUGUCUGUCUCUUCCUCAACACCCACUUCCCUUGGAAACCAGGAGCCCAGCUCCCCCUCGUGUUGUGCAGAAAUUGCUGGCACCUCCUUCUGUGCCACAAUCCCUUUCUGAUGCCUCCAAGAGGACAUCAUUUUGUUCAAAGUCCCCAACUUCCCCUCUAGAAAUCCAGAGUAAUCAAGAGUUGGACAGCGUAGGAACAGACCCUCAAAGCCAGAGAGAGCUUGUCUGAUUAUAAUCCUUCUGUAACCCAUGCAAGAGGCUAAGGAACCGAAGAACCCACCAAAGAUGCAUCAAAGAUUAUUCUGAAUUGGUCCUCUGUGGGAUCCUGCUUUGUUCACUCAGAUUCCUCCCGGGAGAUCUACAGCCAUACUUCCCAAAGGUCAUCAAUCUCAAAAAGCAGCUUUUGCCAUCUGUGGUUCCAAGGAGCCCCCAAAUGAUAGUGCCUGGUGGCUUCAAAAAAACUGAGCUAGUCUUUGGUUUUAAGGGAAGGUAAUGUUUACAUAGUCAUGACCUCCAAAUUUUAAUAGUGUCGUCCAGGGCAGACCUGUGUAGCUAGAUGCUCUGUGAUCGUGCUGUCUAUGCUACGUGAAAGCAUACAUUUUUUUUACAUGAUUCUGUAAUAUUUCCCAUUUUUGUUGCUUGAAGAACUACCGUGUGGAGUCCAGACAAUCUAUCCCAGCUUUGCUGCAGAGACCCACCAAAUCCAAGCACAGUGGUAGGCAGGUAUGACAACCUUCAAUAAACCUGUGCUGCACCCUUUAAGCCUUCUUCCUUCCUGCUCUCCAGAUAUUCCAGUUACUGUGAGAAUGUACGCAUGCUUCAUACAGCAGUACAAAUCUUUUUUUAAAAAUUAAAUUAAUCAAGAUUCUCUGAAGGCCAGAAUAUCCAGAAAAUGCCAAAAAAUUAUUUAGUGCUGCUUGCUCAAUUCUAUCGGUUAUCAGUAACGGGGUUGGAAUAACUUUAUGAACAAGAUGCAUGAGGCAGCUAAUAUAAGAACCAAACAGUAGUGCAUAGAAGUGCUAAGGAAAGCCGGCCCAACUCCCUUGAGGCUUUGAAGCAGAGGUGGGGGGUUCCUACCAGUUCGCACCUAUUCGGUAGAACCGGUUCAUCAAAUCUACCGAA
Molecule: messenger RNA, 2221 nt
Organism: Thamnophis sirtalis
Lineage: Eukaryota; Metazoa; Chordata; Lepidosauria; Squamata; Natricidae
Source: RefSeq, a predicted model, not a curated record